Colletotrichum orchidophilum is the source of this 780-nucleotide messenger RNA. Its product is annotated as syntaxin 6. The record is from RefSeq and is a predicted model, not a curated record. The transcript has 2 exons. NCBI's taxonomy places the organism in Eukaryota, Fungi, Ascomycota, Sordariomycetes, Glomerellales, Glomerellaceae. Gene Ontology annotation, biological process: Golgi vesicle transport. Bases 1 to 780 code for a protein of 259 amino acids. Gene Ontology annotation, cellular component: membrane.
AUGAUGUCCUCCGCCAACGAAGAGGAUCCCUUCCUCCAAGUCCAACAAGACGUCCUCGCCCAGCUGGACUCGACCAGACCCCUAUUCACAUCCUACCUCCGCAUCCGCUCCCUCUCCACCUCUCCAACCUCCCCCGAACUCGCCUCCGCCCGCGCCGACCUCGAAUCCGCCCUCGCGUCGCUGGCCGAGGACCUCGCCGACCUCGUCGAGUCCGUCAAGGCCGUCGAAUCGGACCCCGCGGCGUUCGGCCUCUCCGGCCCGGAAAUCACUCGGCGCAAGAGGCUCGUCCAAGAUGUCGGCGGCGAGGUGGAAGACAUGCGCGAGGAGCUCGCCAAGAAGCUCGGCGACGUCUCCGCCGCGGCCAAGGGGAAAUCAGCAGCAGUACAUGGUGGAAACUCGGAUCUACCCGAUCCAAGCGCCUUUGCCAUUGGCGACGGCGACGCGAGGGACGGCGGCAGCGGCGGCGAUUACGCGGCCGAGUUUGAGCAGCAGCAGCAGCUCGAGAUGAUGCGCGAGCAGGACGGGCACCUGGACGGGGUGUUCCGGACGGUGGGGAACCUGCGGCGGCAGGCGGACGACAUGGGCCGCGAGCUCGAGGAGCAGAGGGAGAUGCUCGAGGUCGUGGACAGCGUUGCGGACCGCGUCGGCGGACGGCUGCAGACGGGGGUGGCGAAGUUGCAGUACGUUAUGCGGCACAACGAGGACCGGCUGAGCAGUUGCUGCAUUGCUGUGCUCAUCUUUGUCUUAAUUUUGUUGCUUGUUCUGCUGUUGAUUCUGUGA